Messenger RNA from Cherax quadricarinatus, 593 nucleotides. The record is from RefSeq and is a predicted model, not a curated record. Lineage: Eukaryota; Metazoa; Arthropoda; Malacostraca; Decapoda; Parastacidae.
CGUGAGUUAUGGUGGCCUUUAACAGCAACAAUAACAACAACAUAUGAGCAAUGGAAAACACGUUAGUUGUUAUUUUAUAAGGAGACUAGAGAGGCUGUAUGGAGAAGUCAUGCUGGAGAAGCUUGCGUGUGAGUGGCAGCGAGCUGGAGCAAGUAGUGCAGCAGGAGAGGAACAAGUGGAAGAUAUUCCGCAUUCAACAGGUACGGGAGCAGGCAAAAGAAGAAGCCAGGCGUAUUCGUGAAUCUGUGCAUAGUAAAAAGUCACAAAUGAUCCAAGAUUUAAGACAGGACCUAUACCAACAGUGGCAAGCAGAGAAAGAGAAUCAGGUACAGGAGCUGCAAAAGGAAUAUAAGGAAUCCCUGCAGGCACUUGGCAAGGCUCAUGAACUUGCUAGUCAACAGGUAAUUAAGUGAUAUCAAUUAAGAAAUUUUUUCACAUAGUAGACAUAUAUAAUGUAUUUUACUGGAAAUAAUUGGAUGAUCUCCUAUACAGUAUGAGUGUUCAGUGUACAUAAAACUGGACAGGAGAAAGUAGAGGAUUUUUCUCAGUGUAAUAUGGCAGAGUGCCAAUGGAGGAUUGGAGCCAUUUUCUAA